Rhagoletis pomonella (apple maggot) is the source of this 563-nucleotide messenger RNA. RefSeq names its product glutaredoxin 3-like. The record is from RefSeq and is a predicted model, not a curated record. NCBI's taxonomy places the organism in Eukaryota, Metazoa, Arthropoda, Insecta, Diptera, Tephritidae.
AACCUCGCUGGAUGCAAACUUUGCGUCUUCCUUCCGAUCCUGUCGUAUAAAUUUACAGCGUGAAGUUUUUAUUAAGCAAGUUAUUGCCAUUAUUCAUAAACAUGACUACUAGCCCUUCAGUGAUUUCAGUUAAAAGCGCCGAUGAAUAUAAUGCGUUGAUCAAUGCCGAAAAAACCACAGUGGUGCUCUUUACCGCCGAUUGGGCUGAACAGUGUAAGCAUGUGCAAGAAGCGCUCGAGGAGCUUGCCAAGAUUUUGAGCGCAAAAUUACAGUUUGCUAGCAUAGUGGCCGAGAACUUUCCGGAGAUAUCUAUGAAGCACCAGAUUGAAGCAGUGCCCACCAUUAUUUUCUUCACUAAAGGCACAGCCGUGGAUCGCGUAGAUGGUGUUAAUGUAGCUGAUAUCACUGCCAAGUGUAAAAAAAUUGGCGGCUCCGUAGCCGGUGAAUCGUUGGAAGAUCGCUUAAAGGCGCUUAUCAAUAAAGCUGAUCUGAUGAUAUUUAUGAAGGGCGAUCGUAAUGCGCCGCGUUGUGGGUUCUCGCGUCAGCUAAUUGAGAUUUUAAAU